Messenger RNA from Pteropus alecto (black flying fox), 3361 nucleotides. RefSeq names its product diacylglycerol kinase beta (gene DGKB). Gene Ontology annotation, biological process: diacylglycerol metabolic process; lipid phosphorylation; intracellular signal transduction. Lineage: Eukaryota; Metazoa; Chordata; Mammalia; Chiroptera; Pteropodidae. Gene Ontology annotation, molecular function: ATP-dependent diacylglycerol kinase activity; calcium ion binding. The transcript is spliced from 24 exons. Gene Ontology annotation, cellular component: plasma membrane. The coding region runs from base 506 to 2860 and encodes 784 amino acids. The record is from RefSeq and is a predicted model, not a curated record.
GCAAAUUUUCUGGGACUGGUAGCUGCAGGCAGCCUGUGUUGUUGACUGGAAGUCGAUUUUCAUCUUUCAGACACUAGUUAGAAUGGGCUGUGUGUUCUGGAAGGGGGUGGAAGUGGGUAGGGAGGAGGAGAUGCUGUGAGCAGAGUUCUUGAAGCUCCACUCCUCAGGGGAAGUCGAGCGGUGAGGGAGCCUUCUGACUGAGACGAGAGCGUGUGAAUUGGAAAGGAUCCUGAUAGCUGGCUAGUCCCAGCUCCUCUCCGGAAAAGCAGUUGCUCUCGCUUCAGAAAUGCGCCCAGCCUUCGCCUGCAUCACACUGCAUGCUUUGAUACAUUAUUGAAACUACAAUCUCACAUCCACAGUGGUUUCAUGUUGACAGAUUGCAUAUUCUAAAGCUCGAUAUAUUUUAUCAUGAAAGAUGUCUGGUGGAAACUUUGAAGCAUAGAAUUCUGCCAAACACCUGAAUAAAGAAUUUCUCACCUGGUAUGUAAGAGCCCUCAUCACCACAAUGACAAACCAGGAAAAGUGGGCCCACCUCAGCCCCUCAGAAUUUUCUCAACUUCAGAAAUAUGCUGAGUAUUCUACAAAGAAAUUAAAGGAUGUUCUUGAAGAAUUCCAUGGUAAUGGUGUGCUUGCAAAGUAUAAUCCUGAAGGGACAAUAGAUUUUGAAGGUUUCAAGCUAUUUAUGAAGACAUUCCUGGAAGCUGAGCUUCCCGAUGAUUUCACAGCACACCUCUUCAUGUCAUUUAGCAACAAGUUUCCUCAUUCUAGUCCAAUGGUAAAAAGUAAGCCUGCUCUCCUUUCGGGUGGUCUGAGAAUGAAUAAAGGUGCCAUCACCCCUCCCCGUACUUCUCCUUCAAAUACUUCUUCCCCAGAAGUGAUCCAUCUGAAGGACAUUGUCUGUUACCUGUCUCUCCUUGAAAGAGGAAGACCUGAGGAUAAACUUGAAUUUAUGUUUCGCCUGUAUGACACAGAUGGGAAUGGCUUCCUGGACAGCUCGGAGCUAGAAAAUAUCAUCAGUCAGAUGAUGCAUGUUGCAGAGUACCUUGAAUGGGAUGUCACUGAACUUAAUCCAAUCCUCCAUGAAAUGAUGGAAGAAAUUGACUAUGAUCACGAUGGAACGGUUUCUCUGGAGGAAUGGAUCCAAGGAGGAAUGACAACAAUUCCACUUCUUGUUCUCCUAGGCUUGGAAAAUAACGUGAAAGAUGACGGACAGCAUGUGUGGCGACUCAAGCACUUUAACAAACCUGCCUAUUGCAAUCUUUGCCUGAACAUGCUGAUUGGUGUGGGGAAGCAGGGUCUCUGCUGUUCCUUCUGCAAGUACACAGUCCAUGAGCGCUGUGUAGCGAGGGCGCCUCCUUCUUGCAUCAAGACCUAUGUGAAGUCCAAGAAGAACACUGAUGUCAUGCACCAUUACUGGGUUGAAGGCAACUGCCCAACCAAGUGUGAUAAGUGCCACAAAACUGUUAAAUGUUACCAGGGCCUGACAGGACUGCAUUGUGUUUGGUGUCAGAUCACACUGCAUAAUAAAUGUGCUUCUCAUCUAAAGCCUGAAUGUGACUGUGGACCUUUGAAGGAUCAUAUUUUACCACCCACAACAAUCUGUCCCGUGGUACUGGAAAGACAGGCAACAGUGAAAAAGGAAAAAAGUGCUUCCCAGCAGCCCAACAAAGUGACUGACAAGAACAAAAUGCAAAGAGCCAACUCUGUUACUGUGGAAGGACAAGGCCUGCAGAUCACUCCUGUUCCUGGUACUCAUCCGCUUUUAGUUUUUGUAAACCCCAAAAGUGGUGGGAAGCAAGGAGACCGAAUUUACAGAAAAUUCCAAUAUCUACUAAAUCCUCGUCAGGUUUACAGUCUUGCUGGAAAUGGACCAAUGCCAGGGUUAAACUUUUUCCGUGAUGUUUCUGACUUCAGAGUGUUAGCCUGCGGUGGAGAUGGAACCGUGGGGUGGAUUUUGGAUUGCAUAGAAAAGGCUAACGUAGUCAAGCAUCCUCCAGUUGCCAUUCUGCCUCUUGGGACUGGUAACGAUCUAGCAAGAUGCCUGCGAUGGGGAGGAGGUUAUGAAGGUGAGAAUUUGAUGAAAAUCCUAAAAGACAUUGAAAACAGCACAGAAAUCAUGUUGGACAGGUGGAAGUUUGAAGUCAUACCUAAUGACAAAGAUGAGAAAGGAGACCCAGUGCCUUACAGUAUCAUCAAUAAUUACUUUUCCAUUGGCGUGGAUGCCUCCAUUGCACACAGAUUCCACAUCAUGAGAGAAAAACAUCCAGAGAAAUUCAAUAGUAGAAUGAAGAACAAAUUUUGGUAUUUUGAGUUUGGCACAUCUGAAACCUUCUCAGCCACCUGCAAGAAACUACAUGAAUCUGUAGAAAUAGAAUGUGAUGGAGUACAGAUAGACUUAAUAAACAUCUCUCUGGAAGGAAUUGCUAUUUUGAACAUACCUAGCAUGCAUGGAGGAUCCAACCUUUGGGGAGAGUCAAAGAAAAGACGAAGCCAUCGCCGGAUAGAGAAAAAAGGGUCUGACAAAAGGACCACGCUCACAGAUGCCAAAGAGUUAAAAUUUGCAAGUCAAGAUCUGAGUGAUCAGCUGCUGGAGGUCGUUGGCUUAGAAGGGGCCAUGGAGAUGGGGCAAAUAUACACAGGACUGAAAAGUGCUGGAAGACGGCUGGCUCAAUGCUCCUCUGUAGUAGUCAGGACUAGCAAGUCUCUGCCAAUGCAGAUUGAUGGUGAACCAUGGAUGCAGACCCCAUGCACAAUAAAAAUUACACACAAGAACCAAGCUCCAAUGCUGAUGGGCCCUCCUCCAAAAACUGGGUUGUUCUGCUCCUUCGUCAAAAGAACAAGAAACCGAAGCAAGGAGUAAUUCUGUAUCAUUUCAUUCUUAGAGAUCUAAUUAGCAUAAUUGGGCCAUGAAACACUUAUGCUGGAAAUCUUUGAAUCAUUUCAAGUCUCCUGCUCAUGUAAAUCAUAGAAUUGGUUUAACAGUUUCUGUUACUAAGUUAAUUGAAAAUUCAUCUAUUAGAAAAUUUAUUGUCAGUUUUUAUAGGCAUCUUUGCAUGAAGAGAGCAGAAGUUUACAUGAAGUGAUACUGCAUAUUUUUGUUGCAUGCAUUCCCAUUGAUUUUUAUGUCUCCCACCCAUUUCUCCCUCAAUUUCUGUUUCUUAACUUGUGAAACAUAAAAAAGGAAAUACCACGGCAAUGUGAUUCUCAGUGUGAUUCCAUUAUCAAUAAGCACUAAUCAGUAAUCACAGAUUGCUGUGCUUUUUCCUUUUAGAAUCAGUGUAUCAAUAGUCUUUGACCUAUGACUUGAGGAGAAACUUUUCUUUGAAAGAAUUUAUUAAAUAGUUGUAUAUGGUACCUUGCU